UGGAUUCGCAAAACUUCACUCCCGCGCUGUCUUAACUGUCAAUGUAAGCGCAACGUAGCCAACAGAACAGAAACAAACAUGACUAUUAAUAUUGUUUCUAAGUUUUAAUUAUUCGACGGUUAAGUUGCCUAAACGGGCUAAGUUUCGUACGAGUUCGAAAAAAAAACGAAUAGGCUUAAUUGGUUACGAUUUAACGUACGAUAAAAUAAGUUUGAUAAUGUUUCAAGGUUGGCACCCAAAUGUGACAAGCGUACCUAACCUCAAUUCGCGCAAAUCCGUUUGUGUUUGUAAAUAAUUAAUUAAAGACAGUAGAAUGUCUCUAGUCCCUGAUUACGACUCGUCAUCGAGUUCUGCGUCCGAAGCGGACGAAGAACCCGUGAAACCCGACGCCAGGGUCCCCGCAAAGGCGCCCCUCAAGCUCCCCAAGCCGGACUUCGUCGGCACAUCCACCGACCCGGACGCCCCCAAAAGCUCGGUUUUCAAAAACCCGUUCGCAGAAGCGGAGAACGCCAAAGAGGCGAUUUUGCAAAAGCACGUCAAAAUGGUCGACGCCAAAGACAACGUCGUGGUCAUAAACGGCAAAAGAAUCUGCUGGAAUUACAGGAAGGGGCGCUGUCGCUUUGGCCACAACUGCAAGUACGCGCACGACUCGGACUUGCAAAAGUCGAAAGAACAGCUGCAAAGCGAGCAGCAGGUGCAGCAGUCGGUCGUCUGCCAGAGCCAGAGCUUGCCUGAGCCGUCGCCCCACGAGCUGGAGAAGAUCAGGCAGGAGGCUGUUACGCAAAAGCGGAAAAAACGGCCGGGGCUCACGCAAGGGCUCGUUCCGGGGAAAAAGGUCAUGAGGAAUUAUGUUAAUCAAAAGUUGUAAUUGUGUGAUUAAAGGGGUGAAGAAAA
Tribolium castaneum (red flour beetle) is the source of this 894-nucleotide messenger RNA. RefSeq lists its product as uncharacterized. The coding region runs from base 314 to 868 and encodes 184 amino acids. Gene Ontology annotation, molecular function: metal ion binding. The transcript is spliced from 2 exons. The record is from RefSeq and is a predicted model, not a curated record. NCBI's taxonomy places the organism in Eukaryota, Metazoa, Arthropoda, Insecta, Coleoptera, Tenebrionidae.